Messenger RNA from Xiphias gladius (swordfish), 653 nucleotides. RefSeq names its product hemoglobin subunit beta-A-like. The record is from RefSeq and is a predicted model, not a curated record. Gene Ontology annotation, cellular component: blood microparticle; hemoglobin complex; haptoglobin-hemoglobin complex. The transcript has 4 exons. Gene Ontology annotation, molecular function: haptoglobin binding; oxygen binding; heme binding. Lineage: Eukaryota; Metazoa; Chordata; Actinopteri; Istiophoriformes; Xiphiidae. The coding region runs from base 85 to 531 and encodes 148 amino acids. Gene Ontology annotation, biological process: oxygen transport; hydrogen peroxide catabolic process.
GCAUCUGUGUUCCAAAAAAAGGCUUGUGAUCAAGAGCUAGUUUGAUUUUUAAAAAAAGUCAGAGAAGAGUUUCACAAAGUCACCAUGGUCGAGUGGACAGAUGCCGAGCGCUCCGCCAUCACCUCCCUGUGGGGAAAGAUCGAUGUGGGUGAAAUUGGACCCCAGGCGCUGACCAGGCUUCUGAUUGUAUAUCCGUGGACUCAGAGACACUUCAAAUCCUUCGGCAACCUGUCCACCAACGCCGCCAUCCUCGGAAACACUGAGGUGAUGAAGCACGGUAAGGUGGUGAUGGGUGGGCUGGAGAAUGCUGUGAAGAGCAUGGACAACAUCAAGAAGGCUUACUCCACCCUGAGCACGAUGCACUCUGACAAGCUCCAUGUGGAUCCGGACAACUUCAGGCUUCUUGCUAAUAUCAUCAGUAUUUGUGUGGCCGCCAAGUUUGGCCCCUCCGUCUUCACCGCUGAUGUCCAGGAGGCCUGGCAGAAGUUCCUGGCCGUGGUCGUCUCUGCCCUGGGCAAACAGUACCACUGAGGGUCUGGAGACGCACUUCAAAUUCAAAUAAUGAGCAGCAAUCCUAAAAAUGUUUCCGAAAUGUCUCACGUACUGCAGUGAAAGUGUUGCCAAAUGCACCAAAUAAAACACAAAUAAUUAAA